UGCGGGCGGAGCAGGGGCCGCCCCUUGGCACCCCGUCCCCGCCCCCGGCCCGGCCGUGCGCCCCGCCCGCUGGCCCACGGGCGGCCCGCUGGUCUUGCCGUCUGUCAGGUGCGAGGGGACCGGGGCGGAGGUGUCUGUACCUUCUGUGAGGAUUGAGAACAGGUCCCCUGGUGACGUUUGGUUACAGAACGAGGAGACACCGCCCGCCCACUACCGCUAACCAAAAUGGCGAACUUCACACCAGUCAACGGCAGCUCGGGCAACCAGUCUGUACGCUUGGUCACAUCGACCCACAACCGCUACGAGACGGUGGAGAUGAUAUUCAUCGCCACGGUGACAGGCUCGUUGAGCCUGGUGACUGUCGUGGGCAACAUCCUGGUGAUGCUGUCUAUCAAGGUCAACAGGCAGCUGCAGACGGUCAACAACUACUUCCUCUUCAGCCUCGCGUGUGCCGAUCUCAUCAUAGGCGCUUUCUCCAUGAACCUCUACACCGUGUACAUCAUCAAGGGCUACUGGCCUCUGGGCGCCGUGGUCUGUGACUUAUGGCUGGCCCUGGACUACGUGGUGAGCAACGCCUCUGUCAUGAACCUUCUCAUCAUCAGCUUCGACCGGUACUUCUGCGUCACCAAGCCCCUCACCUACCCGGCCCGGCGCACCACCAAGAUGGCGGGCCUCAUGAUCGCCGCUGCCUGGGUCCUGUCCUUCGUGCUCUGGGCACCUGCCAUCUUGUUCUGGCAGUUUGUGGUGGGCAAGCGGACCGUGCCAGACAACCAGUGCUUCAUCCAGUUCCUGUCCAACCCAGCAGUGACCUUCGGCACAGCCAUCGCUGCCUUCUACCUGCCCGUGGUCAUCAUGACGGUGCUCUACAUUCACAUCUCCCUGGCCAGUCGCAGCCGGGUUCACAAGCACCGGCCCGAGGGCCCUAAGGAGAAGAAGGCCAAGACUCUGGCCUUCCUCAAGAGCCCCCUGAUGAAGCAGAGCAUCAAGAAACCCCCACCGGGGGAAGCCGCUCAAGAGGAGCUGCGCAACGGCAAGCUAGAGGAGGCGCCCCCACCGGUUCUGCCCCCGCCGCCGCGCCCGAUGGCCGACAAGGACACUUCCAACGAGUCCAGCUCCGGCAGUGCCACGCAGAACACCAAGGAACGACCACCCACAGAGCUGUCCACCACAGAGGCCACCGCGCCUGCCAUGCCCGCCCCUCCCCUACAGCCGCGGGCCCUCAACCCGGCCUCCAAAUGGUCCAAGAUCCAGAUUGUGACAAAGCAGACGGGCAACGAAUGCGUGACAGCCAUCGAGAUCGUUCCCGCCACACCAGCUGGCAUGCGUCCGGCGGCCAACGUGGCCCGCAAGUUCGCCAGCAUUGCCCGCAACCAGGUGCGCAAGAAGCGGCAGAUGGCGGCCCGGGAGCGCAAGGUGACACGGACCAUCUUCGCCAUCCUGCUGGCCUUCAUUCUCACCUGGACGCCCUACAACGUCAUGGUCCUGGUGAACACCUUCUGCCAGAGCUGCAUUCCCGACACGGUGUGGUCCAUCGGCUACUGGCUCUGCUACGUCAACAGCACCAUCAACCCUGCCUGCUAUGCCCUCUGCAAUGCCACCUUUAAAAAGACCUUCAGGCACCUGCUGCUGUGCCAGUAUCGGAACAUCGGCACUGCCAGGUAGGCAGGCAAGGGUGCCCCAGAAGGUGCUGGUGGUCACGUGUGUGUGCUGAGCCAUGUGGUCUCUCCCGUGGCUGUCAGGGAGAGAUUUGGAAGCAUCUCUCCGUGUUCACGUUCGCUGAAAAGAACUGAGGUCCCCAAGACCCCGUGAGGCUCAGGAAGAAUCUCUGGCAGGAUUCAGAGAGACCAGAUCUCUGCUCAGGCUGAGGAGGGUCAGCCCCAGAAGCGUCUGAACCAAGACUGCCUGGCCCACCUCUGUUGCCCUGCCUCAGGGAGCUGGGAGGCACUGGCCUCCUGGGGCACCUGCCCCACUGUGACCAACCAGCAUGGCUGAAAUACUGACAUCUGGAGGGAAGUAAAAGCCCAGGAUCCCCCUUGGGAGGAGCAAAGGAGCCACUGCUUUGGAAAGGAGGCUUGGGAAGGGAGUGGAAGGCUGGGGUCCCCCAUUGUGCCGUAGUUGGUGCUUUCUCCCUGCUGCACCCCGCAUGUAGGCUCAGCCCCUCCUCCCAGGUCCCGUUCCAGGGGCAGAGCUCUCCCCUUGCUGCAGCUGUUCAGCCAGGCUCUGGGUGGGUGGGCUCUCAGGGCCCCUUGCCACAUGCCCCUCGCAGCCCUGCACGUUCAGGAUGGGGUAGCUGGGAGGUCAGGGGUGCACACUCAGGAACCGAGAUCUGGCUUCCUGAGGUCCCAUGCUGAGCAGAGAGGCCCAACGGAUUCUGAAGAGUUCUCCUAGCAGGCUUCUGCAGUGAGGGAGGCCUGGGUCACAGGCGAGAAUGGGGGCGGACUUGACUGUCACAGGCUUCAGUGACAGCGAGGGCCGGGCCGUACCAAAAGGCCUUUGGUUGAGUGUGGCUGAGAUGGGGAGUGUCAGUUCUAGGGAAUCUUCCAGGUUCCCUCCCAGUCCUGGUGUGGCCCCUGGAAAGACCAGACUGAAAGGCUCAGGUGACUUGAUGGGGGUCCCCUUUCAGGAGUCAGUAGGGGCCCUGGGAGAAAUUUUCAUAACCGUUCUGCUUUUCCCAUGAGCUCUGGGGAGCAUUCACCGCCAAGCCCCCCGGCCCCUAAAAGCCACAGUUCCCACAGCCUUCCCUUUCCCUUCACCAGUUCCUGCCCCAACAAAUUACCACAGCAAACUCCCUGGGAAGGGGCUUUUAUAUAUUAAAAGAAAAGCUUUUAUUGGGGGGAAAAAAACACAACGGUUUAUUUGUUUCUUAGUAAUGGCAUCUUUGUGGGGAAGGACAAAAGGGGGUACCGGGAAUCACAUCCCUCUGGGGCAGGAGGCUCAAGUGGUCCACAGUCCCUUGUUCCUCCCCAUUUGGGACACUUGGGGGUGGAGAAGUGAAAGGGAAGAAGCAGGGUAUGAUUGAUAAAGCUAAU
Messenger RNA from Neofelis nebulosa (Clouded leopard), 3029 nucleotides. It is a transcript of the gene CHRM4, whose product is annotated as cholinergic receptor muscarinic 4. Gene Ontology annotation, molecular function: G protein-coupled acetylcholine receptor activity; G protein-coupled serotonin receptor activity. The transcript is spliced from 3 exons. Gene Ontology annotation, biological process: regulation of locomotion; G protein-coupled receptor signaling pathway, coupled to cyclic nucleotide second messenger; adenylate cyclase-inhibiting G protein-coupled acetylcholine receptor signaling pathway. The coding region runs from base 226 to 1662 and encodes 478 amino acids. Gene Ontology annotation, cellular component: dendrite; plasma membrane; synapse. NCBI's taxonomy places the organism in Eukaryota, Metazoa, Chordata, Mammalia, Carnivora, Felidae. The record is from RefSeq and is a predicted model, not a curated record.